Amoebophrya sp. A120 is the source of this 799-nucleotide messenger RNA. NCBI's taxonomy places the organism in Eukaryota, Dinophyceae, Syndiniales, Amoebophryaceae. The record is from the annotation of a GenBank genome assembly.
CUGGUGCGCUCGUCCGUUGACGAGAUUGUCCGCCCUGGUUUCACGCGCCACAGGAGUUAUGAUAGGUUUCACCAUCACAAUGCCGUUCUGGCCGCAGCGCAGAACGUGCCGGGGUUGAAACCGGAAAUGCAACUUGAUGCACGGUGGCAGGAAGUGCUGUAUUCCUUUCUGCGGACAGAUCUUGCGCGGGGCAGUAGUGAAGAUAUCCCAAUGGAAGAAGUCGCGGACCAGCACGUCAUGGCCGACAGGGAGGAUGCUGCGUUGCGUGGACUGGAGAAAGAGCAGAGGAGUGCGGUCGCGGCGAUCUCAAAGUGGAGCAGCAUGAUCAAAGGUGCCGUCGCUCGAAGAGAGAUGUUCGGACUCCCUAACGAAACCAAGAGGCAGGAGUUGCAAAGCCGCAUGUUCUUUACACCGAUCAAGUAUUUCUUCCAUCAGGGUCGGGAUGACGAAGCGGUGGCUGCGCCGGUGCAGGAAUACGAGAAGACGCGCGCUCAACUGAGGCGUUCGUCCGAAAUUGGAACCAGCGAAAUAACUCGGAUCCCUUUCACAUGCACGGAAAAAGAAAAAGAUCGGCGUCUGAGCUUGGCGCAGAACCAGGAGCGUAGCCUCGCGAACCGGUUGUUUGCAGUGUUUUCCGAUGACUUCAGGGAUGAUCGUCAUGGGUUUGUGAGAGCGGGAAAUAUCGGCAUAGAGUACGUCAACGCCUUGCUUGCGGCCUCGCGGAGCAUCCAGAAGACGGAAAAGACGCUCAACGCCAAUCUGGUGCUGCGUCGCAUGGCCGACGUCGGAGCGAUUCAGC